This is a messenger RNA of Durusdinium trenchii, 1887 nucleotides long. NCBI's taxonomy places the organism in Eukaryota, Dinophyceae, Suessiales, Symbiodiniaceae. The record is from the annotation of a GenBank genome assembly.
AUGGACGCUGGCAAACAGGAGGGUUUCAUCGAACGAAUCCUGUUCUUGCACGAGAUUUUGAACCGUCGCGGAAGCAAGGUUGUUUCUAGGCUCUCCAUGCAAGAUUGGGCUGCUGAAUGUGAUCGCAUUUGCCUCUUGCAUACCAUCUACGCUGGUAUGAAGAAUGCCGUGGACGCCGACGGGAACAAGCUUUUCAACGAGGAGCUCGUGACAUCUAUUGGGGAACGCUGCGUGGAAGGGGACUUCAACGCGGAGAUGGAUGGGUACCUGGCAGUACUGGAUGACGGUUUCAGAAUUGAGGAGACAAACCUUUGGUUGGAGAAUGUACCCAAGCCCAAGGAAACAGUGUCGACCAAGGUGGCUGCAACGGAUGCAACAGUGGACAAUUUGACUCUCAACGCCCGCAAAGCACAGUUCGAUGCAGACUGCCUUUCUCUAGCUAGAGAUGCAGCGCAGUUGGGUCAGCUCAUGAAGGCGGUCUCCUCUUCGGAACAGGCAGCUCGCACUGAGAAGGUGAUGCAUUUGCGUCACCAGAACAGCAUAGGGGCUGGCAUAGUUGCUGAACACAUGGCAUCACAUGUGGCAGUUCACAGCGGCAACAUCAAAGACCAAGUAGCGCUCAUUGACAGGUUCUUGACACGAUUUCCUGACAAUCCCGUCGUCAUGAUCCUAGACUUGAUGAAGUGUGGGCGCUGCUCCAACGCAGAGCUCAACGAGUACACAGAGCUGGCCACGCGCCAAGAGGUCGCUUGGCAGCCCGAGGGGAGCUACAAAGUGCCUGUUGCAGAGAAAGACGCGCUCCCGCAUGCGUCUUUGUCAGAGGUACAAGAGAGCGCCCAAUUUUUGGUGCAAGAUGCCAUGGCAAAAGCUAUCAUGGAAAGUCUUCUCGCCAAAGCCGACUUGCCACAUGAGACCAUCGCUUUGAUCAAUCUUACUCCCUACGACGGGAUGUUGGAGCGGGCUACACGUUCAUGGCAAGAGUCCAACCCAGGCACCAACAUCAACUUCAGGUCUUUAAGCAUGACAAAGAACUUGAGCACUGCACAGUUCGUGGAGAAGACAGUAGCACUAGAGUUGCUUGAGGAAUGGAAGUCUGGACAUGCUCGUUUCAAAGACGUCCGUGCAUACGAGCCAAAGCCACCAGCACAAGCGCCCAACAGCAAGUUGGAGCUGUCAUCCUACCCAUUGCGGCUUGCAAAGGUGGAGUAUGAUGCCACGCCAGGCAAGCGUGGCUGGGAACGUUACAAGGUAUCACUCCCAGCUUCCAUUCGAGCCAGGCAUGUGGAGGACGUUGUCCACGGAGCUGACUGGAAACAACUCCUGGAACAAUUUGACUCAAGGUUUAAUGACUCAAGUUUGCAUGCCUUUUUAGUCUCAGAGUCAUUUUUGGGUUGGCUGCUAAGUGGUUGGAGCACAGCGACCCAACCAUCCCAAUGCCCCAACCAUCCCAAUCUCCCAACUCUGCACUUGCACCUCAGGUUCCACUUGAGUGGGAAGUCUUUGGAGGUUGCACCUGCGGAGCCGGUCGAGCAAGAGGUCUUGGAACCAUGGGACGAGCCUCUCACGAUGGAGGACCUCCUUGACAAAUACAUUUUGGAAAGCAAGAUGAGCGGUCGCGUGGCAAAUACGACCCUGGUAUUGACGAGGGCGAAGCAGCGCGAUGGAACAGUGAGCCAAAUUGUUGAUGGUCAACAAUUCAAGCUGUUUCUAGAGACUUGGCUUACUGUUGGUCUGGAUCGAAUUUCCAACCCGUCCAACUUUCGCGCGUGUCAAUGGGAACAGGUAUAUGUCUUUCGCCCUUUAGCAUUUUGGCCCAGGUCUCCUUCUCUGAUGUCACCUUGGGGACUGGUGAGUUUCAAAUUGCCCACGGUUCGAGCCGAUUUAUGA